Molecule: messenger RNA, 2079 nt
Organism: Arachis stenosperma
Lineage: Eukaryota; Viridiplantae; Streptophyta; Magnoliopsida; Fabales; Fabaceae
Product: serine/threonine-protein kinase BSK5-like
Exons: 11
Coding region: 347-1834 (495 amino acids)
Biological process (GO): protein phosphorylation; brassinosteroid mediated signaling pathway
Molecular function (GO): protein kinase activity; protein binding; ATP binding
Source: RefSeq, a predicted model, not a curated record
UUUAUCUGACUCUUCUUAGUGAGGGAAAAAAAAUACAACAACUUCUUCUCCCAAAAAAAAAAAGAAAAGAAAAAAGAAUAAUUAUUUAGAAGUAGUAAAGAGUAAAUAGCAAUAGUAAAACAGAGAGAAAAAAAGUGUGCAGAACAGAGAAAGGCAGAGCAAAACGGAAAGCAAAGCAGGGAGAGUGAAUGAUGCAGAUGUAGAUGCAGAGGUACUACUCUCUGUUACUACCACCACACUCAAAUCCUUUGGAUCCGAGAAAAAAGUGAUAGAAAGAUAAGGAAGAGAGGUAGGGACAAGAAGAAGGAACCAAAGUGUUUGUGAAGUAUUUGCUUCAUCAUCAGCAAUGGGAAGUUGUUGCAGCAAACUCUGCAUAUGCUGGUGGCCCUGCUGCUGCAACAAAAGAUCAAAUCUUCAAGACUUACCCGAAAAUGAAGAUGGGAACAAGGGUGAGAAGAAGGGUCCUGCUAGCUCUAGCUUCACUGAGUUCAGCUUCGACCAACUGCAAACUGCCACGUCAGCAUUCUCUCCCGACAACAUUGUUUCUGAACACGGUGAGAAGGCUCCCAACGUUGUCUACAAAGGGAGGCUUGAAGAUGAUAAGCUUGUUGCUGUGAAGCGCUUCAACAAGUCUGCUUGGCCUGAUUCUCGACAGUUCCUAGAGGAAGCACGGGCAGUGGGGCAGCUGAGGAGUGAGCGUUUGGCUAAUUUGGUUGGGUGUUGCUGUGAAGGAGAAGAGAGGUUGCUUGUGGCAGAGUUUAUGCCCCAUGAAACUCUCUCCAAGCACCUCUUUCACUGGGAGUCCCAGCCCAUGAAAUGGGCAAUGAGGCUGAGAGUUGCCUUGUAUUUGGCACAAGCAUUGGAAUAUUGCAGCAGUCAGGGAAGGGCAUUAUACCAUGAUCUUAAUGCUUAUAGAAUUUUGUUCGAUCAGGAUGGCAACCCUAGACUCUCUUGUUUUGGACUAAUGAAAAACAGCAGAGAUGGCAAAAGUUAUAGUACAAAUUUAGCCUUCACCCCUCCAGAGUAUUUAAGGACAGGAAGAAUCAUCCCAGAAAGUGUGAUUUACAGUUUUGGUACCCUUUUGCUUGAUCUUCUUAGUGGCAAGCAUAUUCCACCAAGUCAUGCACUUGACCUCAUACGAGGGAAAAAUUUUUCAUUUCUGAUGGACUCAUGUUUGGAAGGUCAUUUUUCAAAUGAUGAUGGAACUGAAAUAGUGAGACUAGCUUCGCGUUGCUUACAGUAUGAACCUCGAGAAAGACCAAAUGCCAAGUCGCUUGUGACUGCUUUAACUCCUCUUCAGAAAGAAGCUUCAGUACCUUCGCAAGUUUUGAUGGGCAUAUUGGAGGAGGGUGCAUCAUCAAAAGAAACAGUUUCAUUGACACCUUUUGGUGAAGCAUGUUCUAGAAGAGAUCUCACUGCAAUAUAUGAAAUACUCGAAAAGGUUGAGUAUAAGGAUGACGAGGAUGUUGCAAAUGAGCUUUCCUUCCAAAUGUGGACAGAUCAAAUACAAGAAACCCUAAAUGCUAAGAAGCAUGGAGAUUCUGCUUUUCGUGCCAAAGAUUACCCUACAGCCAUUGACUACUAUACAAAGUUCAUUGAUGGUGGGACCAUGGUAUCGCCGACUGCUUAUGCAAGGCGCUGCUUGUGUUACUUGAUGAACAACAUGCCACAAGAAGCUCUUGGAGACGCCAUGCAAGCUCAAUCAAUAUCGCCGACCUGGCCAACUGCGUUCUAUCUUCAAGCAGUGGCACUCUUCAGCCUUGGCAUGGACAAUGAUGCGCAGGAAAGUCUUAAAGACGGCACAAUGUUAGAAUCCAGAAACCAGAGAAAUUGAAUUGAAGUGUAUAUACUCUUUUUUCCUUUCUUUUGGUUCUCGUUGUUAGAAGCAUUAGCUGUAUGUAUCUUUUCUUUCCAGUUUGUUCUGCAGCUUCUGGAUUCAGAUUAUUGACUGUCUAUGCCUUGCAAUUUUAUUUCUCUUUUCUUUCAAAUAUAUAAUUAAAGCUGUGAACAUCAAAUUUGAUCAAGUGCCUGUAAAGUUAUUACAAUUCUGAUCAUAUUUAGGGAUAUUCAAAGAAUCAC